Echinops telfairi (small Madagascar hedgehog) is the source of this 2065-nucleotide messenger RNA. It is a transcript of the gene SC5D, whose product is annotated as sterol-C5-desaturase. Gene Ontology annotation, molecular function: iron ion binding; oxidoreductase activity. The record is from RefSeq and is a predicted model, not a curated record. Lineage: Eukaryota; Metazoa; Chordata; Mammalia; Afrosoricida; Tenrecidae. Bases 79 to 978 code for a protein of 299 amino acids. The transcript is spliced from 5 exons.
CACAGAGGCUGCAGACCUGGCCAGGUGCGGAGCGGUGGCUGCGACUGGGGCGGUGCCGCGUCUUCGGGAGGGGCUGGGAUGGAUCUUGUACUCAGUGUUGCCGAUUAUUAUUUGCUCACACCAUAUGCAUAUCCAGCCUCAUGGCCAGAGGAUGACAUCUUCCGGCAAACUAUUAGUCUCCUAAUUGUAACAAAUAUUGGUGCUUUCAUUCUUUAUUUCACCUUUGCAUCAUUAAACUAUUACUUUGUCUAUGAUCAUUCAUUAAUGAAACAUCCACAAUUUUUAAAGAAUCAAGUGUCUCGAGAAAUUAAGUCGACGGUCCUGUCACUGCCGUGGAUCAGCCUUCCCACAGUUGCGCUGUUCCUGCUGGAAGUGAGAGGUUACAGCAAGUUAUAUGAUGACCUGGGCGAGUUUCCAGAUGGUUGGCUUCAACUCAUUGGCAGUGUCAUUGCCUUCCUCGUUUUCACUGACAUGAUGAUCUACUGGAUUCACAGAGGCCUGCACCAUAGACUCGUCUAUAAGUCCUUCCACAAGCCUCAUCAUCUCUGGAAGAUCCCCACUCCGUUUGCGAGCCAUGCCUUCCACCCUGUGGACGGCUUCCUGCAGGGCCUGCCCUACCACUUGUACCCCUUCCUCUUCCCCCUGCACAAGGUGGCUUAUUUAAGCUUGUACAUUCUAGUCAAUAUCUGGACGAUUUCCAUCCAUGAUGGAGAUUUUCGUGUCCCCCAAAUUUUAAGACCGUUCAUUAAUGGCUCGGCUCAUCACACAGACCAUCAUCUAUUCUUUGACUAUAACUAUGGACAGUAUUUUACACUGUGGGAUAGAAUUGGAGGCUCUUUCAAAAAUCCAUCGGCUUUUGAAGGGAAGGGACCCCUUACUUAUGUGAAGAACAUGACAGAAGAAAAAUGCAACAACCAUCUAGGAAAUGGUUACAAAAAUGAAAAAUUAAUCAAUGGAAAGUGUACAAAGAAUGAGUAGAUUAUUGCUUAAUUAUUCUGAAUUCUCUUUAAUAAGUGAAAAUAAUCAGCAUACAGCCAAGAGUCACAGCAAAUAAAUGGAGUCCGUGAAAGUCAGCAUUAGAGGUACUCUUGAAGGAGGGUCCUAGCGGCAGGUCAGAGAGUGAUCUGUGAGCACCAAGAUCUAACUUCAUGAUUCAAAUGGGGGACUGCUGGCAGGGACAGUGUGGGUCUUUCUAGCCUCCAGAUCUGCCGCUCAUAUACCUGCAAGGUCAAUUUUUUAAAAAUACAGCCAAACAAUUAUUGAGGGGAAUAGGCUAUAUCCUUUUGCCUUAAUCCGCCCAUAUGCAUUGAGAAACACCUACUGUGCUUAAUAAAUACCAAGACUAAGACGCAUGACAAAGAAAUACUAAUGUAAAGAUGGUUCCUUUUUUUCUAGCGUGACUAAGGCUUGGGUGUUGGGUGGAGACGGUUACUUGUACUUUGUUCAAGUAGAAGCUUCAAUGUGAAAAACAAAUUCUGGUGUAGCAUAUGACCUGAUUAAUAGCAGGUAUCAUGAUAUCAUCUUCCUGCACAUAGGAAUCAUGUUCUCUGGAGGCUUUGUCAAAUAUUUACAUUUUACUGAUGAAUAAAUAAAAUGGAAUUUUUAAAACUAUCAAUACUACCAUGGUUUAAUCCAGAUAUGGGAUCACUUAACUGAAUAUUUUGUUGAGUAUUAUUUAAAGCCAUUAUUUAAUGAGUAUAGAAUAUGUGAAUCAAAAUAUAUUUAUUUAGGAAGAGAAAUUUGAUAACCUGAACAAUAUACUUGCCACUACUGAUUUUUUACAUAAAAUUGAUGCAUUGCACUUUUGAUAGGUUUCAGAGUUCACAAACAAUAUUUUUCUAUAACAGGAAAUAAUUGCCAAGUUUAGUAGUUAUUGAAGAUUAGUUUUGAAAUAUUUUUCUCCCUCCCCAUUUUCUUUGCAAAAGAUGUAAGAAAUGUGCAUUGUAACAAAUAUAUUUGGAAAACAUAGUUUACAGAGGCAUUCUAUAACUUGUUUAUGUAAAAUCAAUGAAAGUGAAUAAUGACUAUUAUUAAGCUGUAUCAAUUAAAUAUUUUAACAGCAGAA